Opisthorchis viverrini is the source of this 891-nucleotide messenger RNA. RefSeq lists its product as hypothetical. The record is from RefSeq and is a predicted model, not a curated record. The annotation marks the transcript as partial. NCBI's taxonomy places the organism in Eukaryota, Metazoa, Platyhelminthes, Trematoda, Opisthorchiida, Opisthorchiidae. The transcript is spliced from 2 exons.
ACGUUUUACAUGUCGCGAGAGACUUCUAGAAUAUGACAGUUCGAUUUUCAUCAAUUUCCCCUUUUUAGUUCCAGCUCACUGCCCCGUAGUUGGGGCUUUGUUUUUCUCCCGAGCCUUCACACCAACUUGGCACAGCUGCUCCCCUCCUUUCAUCCAUGGAUCUACGCACACCGGAGCCAGAGGAAAGUCGCUUCAUCACCACCACUGCCGCCCCCGUCAACCCGCCACUACUUAUUCGAGCUCAGGCUAGCGAGACACAUUCCAGCCCCACUCAACCUGGCACGAGUCAUGGAAUUCGUUGGCGUGAAGGAACUGUCGAUAACGAAUUUCUUGGACGAAAGAAGUCCAACUGUUGCUGUAUCUACAAAAAGCCUCGUCGGUGGGACGAAUCUUCCAGUUCAUCUUCGUCGUCAUCCUCUGAUGAAGGUCCCGGUGAUGGGACCGGUAAGCCAGGGACGCACAAGCAUGUUCACUGCACCGAGCACUGUCGAGGCCAUACGAAGCGAUGCUAUAAAAGGAAGGCCCCGGAGAACCAAGAGGCGAACAGUCCAAGCGCGCAGUCCACGGAACCGCCCUCGUAUGAGUCAGUGGUCCACCCAGAACAGCCGCCUGAAGGAAACGGAUCUACGACAUGAUUUCAUCUUCCCCUCGGCGAUCUCAUAGCAGAACUUGGCCGUGUCAUCGUUUUCACUUGAGUCUUCUCCGGGGAUCCCACCCGUGUAUGAAAAGAUUCUCGCCGUCUAGCCUACCUCCACUGGCCUGAUCUAUAUCUGCAAGACACCGUUAAAGGUGUACUGUCCCGUGUGUUUCAUCCAUCGCAGCCCACUGCAGCUUUUCCGGCACACAUUGAGCCUAUACUGUGUGGUUUCCCCUCUGAUCAAUGCAAACUGC